This is a messenger RNA of Cooperia oncophora, 219 nucleotides long. Lineage: Eukaryota; Metazoa; Nematoda; Chromadorea; Rhabditida; Trichostrongylidae. The record is from the annotation of a GenBank genome assembly.
AUGAAACGUAUUGGUAUGUCACAUGCGGUACUCUCCAGGUCUUGCGGAUUCACAAGCGAAAUCUGGGAACGGCUCGGAGAGAUUGCAAUGGAACGGAUUUGCGCCCACGAAAUUGUACAGAAGACUCGGGAAGCAGCUCGAGCAUGGCGAAUAUUACUCGCAUGUGUUAUUGACGAACUUCGGAGUGGUUUCGACGGCGAGGCACGCUACCACAGGUAA